This is a messenger RNA of Rhodotorula toruloides NP11, 1452 nucleotides long. RefSeq names its product protein of histidine phosphatase superfamily, clade-2. The transcript is spliced from 4 exons. Bases 1 to 1452 code for a protein of 483 amino acids. Lineage: Eukaryota; Fungi; Basidiomycota; Microbotryomycetes; Sporidiobolales; Sporidiobolaceae. The record is from RefSeq and is a predicted model, not a curated record. Gene Ontology annotation, molecular function: acid phosphatase activity. Gene Ontology annotation, cellular component: fungal-type cell wall.
AUGAGCGGCAUCGCGCCGUACCACGACGCUCCCUAUGCCGACAUCCGCCCUCCUCCCACUUGCGCCGUCACCGCAGCGGCAUUCCUCAUGCGACACUCGUCCAUCUACGCCAAUGACGAUGAAUUCGAUGACUACAUGGAGCCGUUCAUCGAGCGCGUCAAGAAGGCGCAGAAGAAGGGCGUCUCGAUCCCCUCGAACUCGCCUCUCGCUUUCCUCGCGCACUGGAAGAGCCUCAUCAACGACGACAACCUCGAGAAGAUCACACCUCCUGGCAAGGAGGACGCGGAAGAGUUUGGGAAACGGUUCAGGAAGUUGUACGGCAAGCUGUUGCCGCCGGCGGAUUUGGGCAAGGAGAAGAAGUCGAAGGACAAGAAGGGGAAGAAGGGGCACAAGAAGCCGCCGUUCAAAGUCUGGUCGGCGUCCUCAAGCCGUGACGUCGAGACGAGCAAGGCCUGGGUCCGCGGAGCGUUCCCGUCGUGGCAGGAGGGACACGAGGGCGAGGGCGACGGAGACGUCGUCCAGCUCGUCCGCGUCGACAACAAGAAUGCGAGCUGGGCCGACUCGCUCACGCCGCACAAGAUCUGUGACCGCUUCACGAAGGAGACGGGAAAGCCCAAGGCGCAAGAAUGGCUUGAGGUCUACGGUCCGCCAGCUCUUGAGCGCUUGAACGGCUUUGCGCCUGGUUUCGACUUCCAGCUGGAGGACGUGAUCGCGAUGCAGAUGAUGUGCGGAUACGAGACUGUGAUCUCCAAGUCCCGCUCCUCGCCGUUCUGCUCGACUGAGCUCUUCACGCCGGACGACUUCCGGAGCUUUGGCUACUGGAACGAUCUGCUGUACCACUAUAUGGUCGGGUACGGCACCGACGUCAGCCCUUACCUCGGCGCGCAGUGGCUCAAUGUCUCGGCGCACAACCUCCUCUCCGCCUACGGCCCGCCUCACCCGCACCCGAACGUCUCGACUACCGGCGCGAAACUUCCGGCACCUGAACUCCCGCCUGACGCGACCCACACCCAGCUUCUCUUCCCCUACUUCACCCACCGAGAAGAGCCUCCCGUCGCUCUCGUCGCCCUCGGCUUGUGGAAUACUUCGACGGAGGAGCUGCCGACCGAUCGCAUGCCGAAGGACCGGAUAUGGAAGACGUCGCACCUCCUUCCGUUCCUCGGUCACGUCGCCAUCGAACGCUUGAGCUGCGAUGCACAAGACGAGCUCGCCGCAUCGCCUCGAAGCUGGACGUCCCGCUUCGCAGACGCCUUCCACCUCUCGCGAGGGGACGAGGACAAGCCGCUCAAGGAGGAGUUUAUUCGGGUCCUCGUCAACGGCGCACCGCAGCAAAUCGAGUGCAACGACGGACCAGGCGGGACGUGCAAGAUGGAUGACUUUGCCAAGUUCGUUGCGCGGCGGAUGGAGCUGUUUGGAGACUUCAAGGGGGCGUGCAAGAAGGAGGACGAGUAG